This is a messenger RNA of Brassica napus (rape), 2512 nucleotides long. Its product is annotated as late embryogenesis abundant protein At1g64065-like. Gene Ontology annotation, cellular component: plasma membrane. The record is from RefSeq and is a predicted model, not a curated record. NCBI's taxonomy places the organism in Eukaryota, Viridiplantae, Streptophyta, Magnoliopsida, Brassicales, Brassicaceae. The transcript has a single exon. The coding region runs from base 1791 to 2414 and encodes 207 amino acids.
AUCAACACAACCUUUACCCCUACCUCACAGUGGAUUCACUUAUCGAUGUUACAUCGAGAACAUAGAAUUCAUAGGCUAUUCGGACUUUGGUGGAUCCACAAGAUGUAAAACUUAUUGAAAGUAUACCUUUGAGUCGAGUACACUCAGAAGAUAGGGAUGAAUGACAUUUUACAAACAAUAGGAGAUAUACAGUUAAAUAUGGAUGUCAAUUAGAACGAGUGUACCCGGAUAUAGAAAGAAUGCUACCAGAGUAUGGUCCAUCGGUUUUGCUGCUAAAAGUGUAUUGAUGGAAAGUACGAUGUCCACCCAAGAUAAAGCAUUUUUUCUGGCAACUAAUAUCAUGAUGUAUAGCGGUUAAGAAAAAUUUAAGGUCAAGGAAAUCCAAGGAGACACACUAUGUGCGCGAUGUGGAGCACCUGAGGAAUCAAUAAAUCAUGUUUUCUUUGAAUGUCCACCGGUUGUCCUGGUGUGGGCAUUAUCACGGAUUCAAUCGAAUCCAAAAAUUCUUUCCCCUUCAAUCAAUUUAUGCAAACAUGAAUCAUUUAUUUUGGAGGGUAUCCCCGGAAAUGGAAGAUCAUCACUUUGCAUGGAUCUUACGGUAUAUAUGGAAAGCAAGAAACAAUAAAGUUUUUAGCAAUCUGGAUAUGGAUCCGCAAGAUACUCUCAAAUUGGCAGAAACAGAGUCGGUACUCUGGGCUGACGCACAAUUAGCGCUUACUCAGCAAAUCGACCGAACUACAACAGGCGAGACAAUACCGUUUGCAACAGUUUUGAAAAACCGCUCAUCAUCUCCUCUUUAAAUAUCGCCUAUCCUCCUCCUUCAUUUCUCACCACUUUUCACAUCGAAAACCAACAGAGAAAAUUCCUUAGUGUAAGUCAAUAGUUCGAACUAUAAAAUCUACGAAACACUUUCGAACUAUAAACUCUAUGAAACACUUUCGAAGAGCGAAUAUUCGCUUAUGGAUUUGAACUAUAAACUCUAUAAACUCAGAGAAAAUUCAUUCAUUUCUCACCACUUUUAACAUCGAAAACCAACAUAGAAAAUCCCUUAGCGUAAGUCAAUAGCGAAACACUUUCGAACUAUAAACUCUACGAAACACUAUCGAGACCCAGGAUACAUAUUCGCUUCACUUGUCUGCCAUGAUUGUAUCCUGGGACUCGAUAUUUGUACAGUCUUGUCUUACUACAGAGCGAAUAUUUAGAGUUAAGGAAAGAAACUAUAUAUCGACUCCAUGUCCGCUUGCGAAAACACUUUCGUAUCGUUUUUAUAUUCGGUUUUAGAAUCGUCUAUUUCUUUAACAUCGCUUUUAUUAUAUCAUUUAUGUCAAUCCGGUUAUCCAGCUUCUACAUAUAGCUUCAGCUUUCUAUCAUUUUGUUUUCUUCACAUUAAUCUGCAUUGCUAUAGUCUUUGUCUUUUGGUUUCUUCUAGAAGAGGACAUUGUUGUUACAAUGUCUUUCAGAAAAAGUUUUGAUACUUAAAACUUUUCCUGAUACCUUACCUUUGCAUCAGGUCGUGGAGAUAAAAAAAAAAAGGCUAUGUCUUUAAGGUGAAACAAAGCUCAAAAGGUUCUUUUAAGCAUCUCUUACGUAUUUCGGAAACCACACAUCAUCUUUAAAUGUCAUGCUGAUCAAGAACCUAUUCAUUCUUUACAUUUCCAACUUAUUAAAAACAUUUCUUUUUCGAAUUGGUUUUGUUGAUUGAUGGGUGAUAGUAGUAUAUAUAUACACACUUCUCAUUCUUGUUAUCAUCUAGUUUACCUCUUAACAAUACUAGAGCUUUAUCAGUUAUAAUGUCAGGCUAUGCCAAGACAACAUAUGGAGGAAAGAGCAAAUUUGUUGAUGAAGCUUGUGCAGUUCACCCACCGAAACAGAGUGAUAUCAUCGGUAAAGUCAUCAUCUUUACCCUUGUAGGGCUUUGCAUUCUGCUCUGCCUCUUCAUCAGCAUCGGUUUCUAUGUCCUAGCCAAGCCACUUAAAACAAGCGUGACGUCCGUGGCUUUAAGAAACCUCAGGUACAACGAUACAUCGUCAUCAUGGCCUUAUUUCAACGCGACACUAGCUAUGAAGAUCAGAAUAGAGAAUCCAAAUUUCGGCUUCUUUGAGUUUCCAACUAGUAAAGGAGAUAUCAUGUACAAUGGUCGACUUGUUGGUGAAAUAAAGAUUAAUGGACAGCGAGUGGGUUCAUACAGUGCCAUCAGGACAGCGGUUAGGACAGAAGUGAGUUACAGAGAGAAUAAGGCAUCAUCUGUUUGGUUGAGGAAUGAUAUAAAGAGAGGGUUGAUUAUCCUCAAGAUUGAAGCUAAACUGAGAGGUGAAGUACACUUGGUGGCUUUGAACAAGAGAAGUGUGAAUUUGAAGUGUUUGAUGUAUCUUAAUCUGAAAGAUGAAGUGAUUCAACGUUUGUGGUGUAAAUGAAAUCUCUCUUAGUUUAGGUUUAGCGUUUAUGUUGCUCAGUUGAUAUUGAAAUACUUUGGUUGUAUAUUAAAAUAUAUCAAUGGAUUGAUUUACAAUUA